Molecule: messenger RNA, 2406 nt
Organism: Fonsecaea monophora
Lineage: Eukaryota; Fungi; Ascomycota; Eurotiomycetes; Chaetothyriales; Herpotrichiellaceae
Exons: 5
Coding region: 1-2406 (801 amino acids)
Molecular function (GO): hydrolase activity
Source: RefSeq, a predicted model, not a curated record
AUGAUUGCGGGGCAGAACCAUCGGGACGAAGUUCCUUACACCCUUCAGUCAGAAGCCCAAAGAAUCUACGAGGUCAUUGUCGCAGACCCUCGUCUUAACCUCCCAGAGGAAGUGAAACGAUGGAAAGACAACGUCCAAUUUACUGGGGAUGAAACGGAUCCUUUCUUCCCUGUUCCGUUCAAAGCAGCAGAGUCCCAAGCUGGUCUCCUUGGCUACAUUGGACUUUUGGCUCUUGCCAUCGCUCAAGAUCGAUAUGGAAUUGAGCAAGAGUGUCACAUCGAUGUUUCGCAGGCCUUGCUCAAUGGACUCGGCGCUCUGUUCGUCCGCCAUGAGAGCGAAUGGUUAUCUGGCAGUCCGAAAAUGAUGGCCGCUGUCCAGCGCUGGGAUCACGGUAUGACCCGAGAGCUUUAUCGACAGCUGGGCACAAACAUCUACAAGUCGAAAGAUGGACGAUGGUACUCUCUCCACGGCAACAUGAAUCCCACGCCACUCUUGGAGAUGCUGAACGUUCCACAGCACAAUGAGAAGAACUUGACCUGGCCACAAAUCAUCGAAAUGUACAGCAACGUCGUCGGGACUAUUGACUCAGAGGUUCUCGACAACUGGAGUAACAACGUCUACCGAACUCCCGGCACAGUAUGUCUCGAAAAGGAAGAGUUCGAAUCCACCCCUCAGGGUAAAGCAAUAAAAGAUGAACCAUACUACAACUUGAUUCCACAAAAGCAUUAUACUCAACCUGCCGUGUCCUGGGACCAAGUGCCUGUCGACCUCUCCGACCGUAGACCGCUGUCUGGAAUCAAAGUCUUGGACCUUUCACGCGCCAUUGCCGCGCCCACCAUUGGCCGUGUCUGCGCAGCUUUGGGGGCGACAGUUAUCCGCGUGUCCUGCGUAAAGAACACGGAGCUGCCCAUCACGCUCAUUGACGGUUGUAUCGGCAAGACCAGUGUCGACAUCGACCUCAAGACCUUCGAGGGGAGAAAGAAGCUGCUCGAGCUAAUCGAGGAGGCCGAUGUUUUCAUUGACGGCUAUCGUCCUGCCGUAAUGGAACACCUCGGCUUUGGCCGCGAUGCCGUGCUGGGUUUGGUGGCGAAUCGAGAUCGAGGCCUUAUUUAUUGCCAGGAAAAUUGCUACGGCUGGAAAGGCCCGUGGGUAACAAGACCAGGCUGGGCACAGAUUGCUGAUACUGUUUGCGGUGUUGGUCUUGACAUUGGCCGAUUCCACGGAUACGACGAGCCACACAUCUUCCCCGGUCCAAACGCCGACUACCUGACAGGCCAUGCUGGCGCCGCCGGGGUCCUACACGGUCUUUAUCUGCGCAGUCGCCAAGGGGGAUCGUACGUGGUCCAAUGCUCGCUCGUCGUCGCGAACAUGCAAAUGCAGUCUUACGGCAAGUACACAGAAGAACAGCAGACGGCGCUGAAAGCUCGCAAUAAAGACUUGAUUGGCAAAAUUCGUCACUACGACGAGAUCGUCAGCCACGGGAAGAAUCAAAACGUAAUCAGGGGUUUCAUCGCCGAUAGGACAUUCGACAAGGCCAUCAAAAAGGACUACUACCAGAAAGUAGAUGGCAGCAUGUGGGGGCUGGGUGACUUGGAUCUGGUGAAGUUAGCGUUGGAGUUCCAGCCCUCCCAAGAAUCCUACGUCCCUCUCGGACAAUAUGUCGCCUUGGGCGUCGUCGACUGCUACGUAAGUGGCAACGAGCCGGACUCACCAGGCACCCAAGGACUAUUGCUGCUAUUGCCUGAUGGAUUCGGCCUGGCCAAGCACAAUCUCAUCCUAGCAGAUAAGUUCGCCAAAGAAGGAUGGCGUGUGGUGAUUCCAGACUAUUUCGAAGGCGACCCGUUACCGAUCCAGUUUCUCAAGCAAGAUCGCUCCUUAUCAAUCGAUGAGCAGCCGUGGCCUGAAGAAGAAAAGCAGAUCCUGCGCGACCUGGACUUUCCGGCCUGGCUGCAACGACAUGACCAUGCAAGGGUCUCUGCUCUUCUCGGCAACUUGACCAGCCAUCUCAGAGACAAGUACCCUGACUCUACUAUUGUCGGGGUAGGGUACUGUUUUGGGGGUAAACACGUAUUGAGACUGAGCAAGAAUGCAUUACGUGCAGCAGCUUCCUUCCACCCCAGCUUCGUGGAGGCCGAGGACCUGGACGGCAUUCAGGCGCCUCUCUACAUCGGCCUGGCUGAGGAGGACGAUAUGGUCCCUGCCUCAUUGCCAAAUGACCUCCACGAGUGGGGGAGCAGUAGGAUAAGACCCGGGGUACCGUUCAAGAUAGAAAGCUAUCCGCGGAUGGGCCAUGGAUUCGCCGCUCGACCGGAUACUGAGGAUAAGGAUGUUCGGGAACAGUAUCAAAAGGCGUUUGUUCGAACACUCGAGCACUUUAGGGAGUUUGUCUCAGACAAAAAAAGGUAG